Lineus longissimus is the source of this 2937-nucleotide messenger RNA. Its product is annotated as monocarboxylate transporter 12-B-like. The coding region runs from base 262 to 2163 and encodes 633 amino acids. Gene Ontology annotation, molecular function: monocarboxylic acid transmembrane transporter activity. The record is from RefSeq and is a predicted model, not a curated record. Gene Ontology annotation, biological process: transmembrane transport. Gene Ontology annotation, cellular component: membrane. The transcript has 6 exons. NCBI's taxonomy places the organism in Eukaryota, Metazoa, Nemertea, Pilidiophora, Heteronemertea, Lineidae.
UUUUGUUGGUAUAGGCCUAUAUAGGCGGAAGGCCUACUAUCAUGUAUUCAUUCCUGUUGGAAAUUUGAAACAUGGACAUUGGUAGAGGAACACAUUUCUCUUUUCUUGACCCAACCCCGACAUAGUUUUGUGGGUGAAAUUUUUGUAUUCCCAAGUAAGAAAGAAAGAAGCCUGGAGUAACCUGGUCCAGAAUGAAGCAUCUCACUGAAAUAUGGAGAUGCUAUUUUGUCGAAAACCGCUUUUGACUGCCGAGGGUGUGUGAUGGAGCCGAAGAAGGACGAGGUUCAAGGUCACAAUGAAGGUCAUGCUGUUGAGGAGGCUGAAGAAAUUGUUGACUCCAUUCCGUAUGAUACGGGUUGGGCAUGGAUGAUUGUUCUCGGUAGCUUCUUGAUGCACACUAUUCUGGUUGGCUACCUCAAGACUUUCGGAAUCUUGUUUGUAGAGAUCCAGGAAUUGCUUCAACUCACUUCCUCCAUGACGGCCUGGAUAGCGGGCAUAAUGCAACUCGUCCUCAACUUCAUCUCGCCCCUAGCCAACAUCUUGAGUGACCAUUUCAGCAGCCGGGUGACUGUGAUGAUAGGGGGCCUCCUCCAGGCAGUGGCACUUCUGCUCAGUGCCUUCGCCUAUGACCUCGGCUUCUUGAUUGCCACAGCAGGAGUCAUAUUCGGUGUUGGUGCCUCCCUCACCUAUGGACCAACCAUCAUCAUGGUGGGAUAUUACUUCAAGGGCCGUCUAGCCCUGGCCAACUCAAUCUCUCUGGCUGGGAGCAGCGCAGGGCAGUUCAUUCUCCCUCCACUGGUAACACUGCUAAUCGACCAUUACUCUAUACGUGGUGCUCUGAUAUUUCUUGCGGGAAUUAUGUUCAAUAUCACGCUAGCUGGUGCUUUAUUACGUCCGACAAGUUACUACAAAAAACGGAAGCGAAAUUUGAAAGUGACUGUGGAGUCUGAGACUGAUUCUUGUGAGAAGCCUAUGUUAGAUGGAAAAUACUUGGAGGGUGGAACAGAAUUGAAACACGAUGUCUCAGAUGUGCGUUUGUGUCCAAGAGGAGUAACUAAGUCAAUCGAUCGUACCCCAGAAUUGAAAACAAAACAUUCCGCAACAUCAAAUGGUAACCACUGUGUGACUUCUGCUCCCAAUAUUUACAAGGAGUAUAUCAUCAACGAUGAGGGGAUAUAUUCGUCUUUGAAAAAACUUCCAGAUAAACCAGAUUUGUUCCUUAGUAAGAAUAAGAGUUUACGCCACCUGGCACCACAGUACGAGACGUUUAUCUAUGCCAGUAAUGGUGAUCUUUUCACCUCGACGCAGAACGUUACAAUCACUGACCACCAGGUGGCAGCAUCAUCUCAGCAUUCUGAUCAAACAUUUCAAGACGGUCAUUCCAAAAGAUCGAAAUGCUGCAGUGCUGAUAUCUGGAAAAAGUGUCUCACCGGAUUCAUAGAUUUCAAACUUUUGAAAAACCCAGUAUUCCUCUUAUUUGCAUUAAGUUGUACUUGUUCGAAUUUUGCCUACAUAGGGCAGUAUCGUUACGUACCCGCCCGGGCAAAGGAUUUGAAUAUAUCGGAUAGUCAACGAGCAUUACUGUUAUCAGCGACUGGUAUAACAGAUCUCAUCGCACGAAUCGCAAUGGGUUGUAUUGCAGAUAUUGCGCUGGUCCAAAAAUAUAUCGGAAGGUAUCGUCUGUUAGCAAUAUCCAUGCUGUUAGUUGGGAUCAAUAGUCUCCUCUGUCCAUUGACACAGACAUUUACAGAGUUUCUCAUCUAUAGUAUGUUCUUUGGGAUCUUUGGUGGCUUCUACAUGACGAUGGUAUGUGUGUCUCUCGUUGAUCUCCUUGGACGUGAACAUCUCUCGAGAGCGUGGGGAAUCAUGUUGUUGCUGUAUGGCCUCAUGAGCCUGGGGGAGCCGCUGAUAUUAGGUAAAUUACGUGAUGUGACUGGUAGCUACGACAUGUCCUUCCGAACGUGCGGAGGUUUCUUCAUCUUGGCCUCCAUAUUGAUAUUCUGCGAACGAAUCCCGCUCGCAUACCAAAUGCGACGCCAGAAAGAGACCAAGGAGAGAUCUGGAGAGGAAGGUGUCCAUCUGAGAGCGGACACUCCAACUCAACCCUGUCAUCAGGGUGAAUCAGAUCAUAAAAAUGGGACUGUUCAGAAUGGGAUUGAUUGAUUGAACCAGUUCGGUGCCCUUGAAUAGAGUGGGUAUUCUUGUAUUUCUCUAUAAUGGCUUAUUUUCACAUGGGUUGUAUUUCGGCGAGGGUGCUGUACUCAAUGAUCUCCAAAAUAAACCAGGAAACAGGGUUUGCUACAUUUAUAACAUUUCCAAAACAUAUUACAUUUUCUCAGGCAGUGAAAAGGAACCUUUUAAUUUCUUAUCGAUAAGUCCGGUGUAAAUCAGUGAGCUAGACUCGGGCUGAUGACAUGGGGACAAAGGGCCUGGAAUAAUAUGUCUGACUUGAUGAUGCAUCCAUUCUUCGAUACCGACUGAGGGUAGGAAGUUCACUGAAAUAUUAGAUGAGUAGAUUUAAUGUAGAAUGUACACUUAGUUUCUAUCCAUUUUUGUUAGAAAAUACCAUGCUGACGCCAGUUAGCUGGUCGACGCGCGUCUGUUACACAUAGGGACCAAAAUACAAUACCGAGCCUUGAAUAUUUUUGCUAUUACAUGUAAGAUGGGCCUUUUGUAAAGGUGCCCGUCAACUGGAUAAAUAGCACAUGUUACAGUAUGUUACAUUAUAAUUUUAAACUCUACAUUUGAUUGCUUGGCAGAUUUUAGUGCUGACCAUUUUGAAAAGCCUUAUGCAUUAUAUUUGUUUACACUAACUUACCUGUUGCCUCUUCCAUUUCUCUGAUCUAUCAGGUAAUGUCUGUGAUGUGUACAAUAACUUGAUAGUUAUAUUGUGAUAAUUACAAUGUGCUGAUACAUAUUGGUAAAUGUUUAUUUAUA